Messenger RNA from Suillus subalutaceus, 1438 nucleotides. Its product is annotated as chaperonin 10-like protein. Lineage: Eukaryota; Fungi; Basidiomycota; Agaricomycetes; Boletales; Suillaceae. The record is from RefSeq and is a predicted model, not a curated record. The transcript has 4 exons. Gene Ontology annotation, biological process: D-sorbitol catabolic process. The coding region runs from base 80 to 1213 and encodes 377 amino acids. Gene Ontology annotation, molecular function: zinc ion binding; L-iditol 2-dehydrogenase (NAD+) activity.
CUUUAUAUUGUAUAUAUAAGGGCACCGGUUGAUACUAGGAUGUACGUCCCUUAACACUUUCCCUCCACCCAUCACAAAUAUGUCUCCCGUUACGGUUCAAUUGCAGCGUGCAGUCGUCCUUCACGGUCCUAAGGACCUUCGUCUCGAAGAACGCCCAUCCUGGCCUCCACAGUACAACCAUGCACAAGUAGCAGUACAAUCAACCGGUCUGUGUGGAAGUGACUUGCACUAUUAUCUAGAAGGUCGCAAUGGCGAUUUUGCACUCCAAGCACCUCUCGUCCUCGGCCAUGAAUCAGCAGGUGUGGUUACUGCUGUCGGUCCGGGUGUGAAAAAUCUAGCUGUUGGUCAACGCGUUGCAAUAGAGGCCGGCAUCAUGUGCAAAGUGUGCAAUUAUUGCCAGGCUGGCCGUUACAAUCUGUGUAAGGGUAUGCGCUUCGCCAGCAGCGCAAAAACCUUCCCUCAUCUUGACGGGACCCUACAAGACCGAAUGAACCAUCCAGCACACGUUAUUCAUCCACUGCCUGAUAACUGCAGCUUCGAACAAGCCGCCUUGGCUGAGCCGUUGUCAGUUUUGAUACACGCUGCUAGACGAGCCAAUCUUGCUUCAGGUCAGCGUGUUCUCGUGUUCGGUGUGGGUACCAUUGGUAUCCUCGCUUGUGCACUAGCCAAUGCAUAUGGUGCCUCUCGGGUCGUUGCCAUUGACAUUAACAAGGCGCGACUGAACUUUGCGAAGUCGCACGGUUUCGCUUCACAAACGUACUGCUUGCCCAUGGUCGAUAAGGCUAAAACGACCGAUGAGCAGCUUCGAUGUGCAAAAGACAAUGUCUCGACUGCCUUGUCUAAAUUCAACGAGCCAGAAGGCUUUGACCUAGUCUUCGAAUGUACGGGCGCUGAGCCCUGUAUUCAGAUGUCGAUUCACGCUGCUGUCACGGGUGGCAAAGUCAUGCUGGUUGGAAUGGGGUCACGAAAUGUCAUGCUUCCGCUCUCCGCAGCAGCCCUGCGUGAAGUAGACAUUCAAGGCUCCUUCCGUUAUGCCAACACGUAUCCUGAAGCUCUCAAGCUGCUCGGAUCGGGGAAACUCCGCAACGUCGAAAAACUUAUUACACACCGCAUUCCCCUGGAAGAUACCGCUCGAGCUUUUGAAUUAUUGGCUCAAGGCAAAGACGAGGAUGGCAACAUGGUUAUCAAGAUUGUAAUUGGGCCUUCAUCAUAGUUCUGGUCUAUUAUCUUUCAUCUUUAUAUCUAGAGGACGGACUAAAAAGCUGCAAGCGUUGUAGUGUAACUUUUCAUAUUUCAGCACAGGCAUCUCGGAUAAUCCUACGGGGCAUUUGUAUGUUAUUUACGCGCACCUUUGCAAUAAAUAAAUAUUCGCAGUCAUAUUUUCUUCGCAAUAUCGUCGUGUAUAUACCUAGACAUAUUCAAUCACAGUGUUACCGUG